AUGGCGCAAAAAGAGAAAAUUUCUAUGCAAUUUGGGAAGGAGAGGGAGUCGCAGAACAAGAACUUUGCAUUCUCUCCUUUCUCAAUAGACUGUACUCUUGGUUUACUUGCUUCUGGAGCAAGAGGUGAAACCUUAAAACAGAUAUUAGGCUUCCCCAACUCCAAAAGCCUCAGCCAUCUUAAUUCUGUUAAUUUUAAACUCAUUGAAUCGUUACGCGAACAGCGAACUGAACCAAAACUUUCUUUUGCUGGUGGUGUGUGGAUUGAAAAGACCUGUCCUAUUAAACCUUCAUUCGAACAAGUUGCCACUGCAGUAUAUAAUGCAAAAUCCGAAGCUGUGGAUUUCAAAAAUGAGAGUAAAGAGGUGCAAAACAAGGUGAACGCAUGGGCUGAAAAAGAAACUAAUGGACUCAUUAAGAAUCUUAUUCCUGACGGAGCAGUGAAUCAGUAUACGCAUUUCAUAUUGGCGAAUGCUAUCUAUUUUAAAGGAUGUUGGGAACAAAAUCAAUUUAAACCGUCUCUAACCAAGAAAUCGAAGUUCCAUCUCCUGGAUGGGGAAACAACAGUACAAGUUCCCUUCAUAUCGUCCGAAGAAAAACAAUAUAUCAAGUGUUAUGACAGCUUUAGAGUACUUAAACUCCCAUACCAAUGUUCAGGAUUAACGCACAAAAAUCUCCGUGGUCUAGGUCCACGUUUUUCUAUGUACAUAAUUUUACCUGUGCAAAGAGAUGGGCUUGGUGAACUUAUAGCAAAGAAAUUGGGUGUAGAUCUUCCAUUUGAUGAACACAAAGCAGAGCUGACGGAGAUGAUGGAUAUUGAUGAUACAAAUAAAUAUAAUGAGCAUCUUUUUGUUUCGAAUGUUUUUCAUAAGUGUUUUGUUAAAGUUGAUGAAAAGGGAACUGAAGCUGCUGCUGCUACUGCUGUUUUGGGGAUGUACGGCUGUGGUCAUUCACCUCCUACUCCUCCUCCUCGGGUUGAUUUUGUGGAAGAUCAUCCUUUCAUGUUCAUCAUACGAGAGGAGCAAAGUGGUGUGGUGUUGUUCAUGGGGCAUGUCCUUAAUCCCUUGUUAAAUUAG
This is a messenger RNA of Papaver somniferum (opium poppy), 1074 nucleotides long. RefSeq names its product serpin-ZXA-like. Gene Ontology annotation, molecular function: serine-type endopeptidase inhibitor activity. Lineage: Eukaryota; Viridiplantae; Streptophyta; Magnoliopsida; Ranunculales; Papaveraceae. The transcript is spliced from 4 exons. The record is from RefSeq and is a predicted model, not a curated record. Bases 1 to 1074 code for a protein of 357 amino acids.